AUGGGUGUUACGGGCUUAUGGACGAUAGCAAACCCCUGUGCGCGCCCUGUUAAGCUCGAAUCACUCUCCCGGAAACGUCUUGCCGUCGACGCCUCCAUCUGGAUCUACCAGUUCCUUAAAGCCGUCCGGGAUAAAGAAGGACACGCGCUUCAGAGUUCGCACAUAGUUGGUUUCUUCAGGAGGAUAUGCAAGCUCCUUUUCUUCGGGAUUAAGCCGGUUUUCGUGUUUGACGGGGGCGCGCCACCGCUGAAGAGGCAGACGAUUGCCGGGAGGAAAGCCCGUAGGGAAGGAAGGAGGGAGGAUGCCAGGAGGACCGCCGGGAGGAUAUUGGCCUUGCAGGUCCAGCGGAGUGCGGAUAUCGAGGCUGAGAGGCGAAGGAAGCGGAAAUCGGGGGAUUGGGAGGAUGUGCCUGAUGGGGAAUUGGAGCAGGGGCAGCCGGAGGAGGAGGGGGAGGAAACGAUUGGGGAUGUGAGUCAGUUGGUUUACGUUGAUGAAUUGGAGCAGACCCCCAAGGAGCGGGCGAGAGCCCGUGGGUUUAGAAAGUCGGAUCCGUACCAUUUACCCGAGCUCCCUGUCGGCAUGGAGAGCCUAGGGGCUCCGAACGACCCGAGAGUCAUGUCGCAGGGUGACCUGGAAGAGUAUGCCCGCAUAUUCCGUGGUGGGGAGGAAGUCAACCUUUACGACUUUUCCAAAAUCAACUUUGACUCGGAUUUCUUUAUCUCGUUACCCAUGGCGGAUAGGUACAAUAUUCUCAAUGCUGCGAGAUUGCGUUCUAGGAUGAGAAUGGGAUUGGCGAAGGAGCAACUUGACUCGAUGUUUCCGAAUAGGAUGGAUUUCUCUAAAUUUCAGGUUGAGCGGGUUAAGGAACGGAAUGACCUCACGCAGCGCCUUAUGAAUCUCAAUGGAAGGAAUGAUCAACCGGGGUCCUAUGACCCAACUAGAGUAGCUGGGGAGAAGGGAAGGGAAUAUGUUCUUGUUAGGAAUGAUGGUGUCGAGGGUGGUUGGGUCCUAGGUGUUGUCGGUAGCGCUGGAGCGAGGGAGGGCGAGAGGAAUAAACCUAUCAUCGUUGACAAUACGGAAGAACUUGAGGGCGAAGAAGAGAAAGACCUGGAUGACGAGGAGGAGUUUGAGGAUGUUCCGGUUGAGGGCCUGAACAGAUUGCCGCGCAUUGGACCUCGCGAUGGUCGUGAGGGGAGCUUUUCAUACGAUGUAUUGGGCGGCGCGGAGGCGCAGAUGCUAAGGAGAGCGAUUUACAAGAGCAAGAGGGAUCAGGGCGGGCCGAGUAACAAACGAGAGCUCUCGCCAGAUCCGAUUUCUGAUGCUAGUUUAGCUGGGCCUACUAACCCUUUAUUUCUUGGCAAUGACGAAGAAUAUGAUGACGAGGACGAUGAUCCAUUCCCAUUGGACUUUGUCGGUGAAGAACGGGGUAAUGAUGAUGAGGAACUGCAAAAGGCUAUUCGGUUAUCACUCGAGGCCCCUCGAGGGUAUGAUAGUAUGGAGCUGCAAUCAACCUUCUUUGGUCGCGAUCUUAGCGAUAUCGCCGAAGAGGAGGAAGAAGACGAGCCCAUUAAUAAUAAAGGGAAAGGGAAAGCUGUCGAGGAGCCUUCAGUGGAGAAAGAGGUAUCACUACUGCUUGCGGUGCCUGAUGAGGAUGCAGAUUUGAGCAGGGCUGUUUCUGAAUCAAGACGUAUGAAUGGUGGUGUCAUACCGAGUGGCCCCGGCUGGAGCGCACCUGGUGAGGGUAGCAAGAGCUCUAGUUCUUCUGCUGCUCUAAAGAAUCCAUUUGGGGGAUUAUUGCCCUUUGAGCCUUUAGAAAUGGGCAAGAGUAUGCUAUUCAAAGGGAAGAAACCGGAGGAGAAACCUAGGGAGAUGGGGGGGGAUAAAAACAAGGGAAAGGAGAAAGAUGGGGAUGACUCUGCGCCGCUACCGCCGUGGUUCGCUGGGGGUGCGAAAAAAGAUCUAGCGGAAGGGAUGCGUUUGGCUAACCGCGACACGGAGCUCACUCGGGGGGAGAAGGAAAGGGAAGAGCACGAACUAGAGAUGCAGAGGAUUGCUGAUGAACGGUAUAAAAACCGGGACGUAGUGAUGAUUGAUUCCGAUGAUGGGGAGGAGGACGACGACGUGGUUAUGCUAGACGGCCUAUCUGAGGGGGGUGACUUGAGCGUGGAUGAUGUGGCAGGCCGACUAAGAACACAUCCACCCAAGCCAAUAGACUCCCAGCAGGGGGGCGAUGAAGAAGAGAUCGAAUGGGAAGAAAGCGAUCACGAGGGUGUACUAGCAGCGAGGGAAUCUACAGCUCCGCCGAAGCCUUGUUCUGGAGAAUCGCCCCCACCCCCUGACUUCAAAGGAGCCGAGAACGGAGUGGCUCGAGAGGCAACUCCGCCGCUGGAAGAUGCAGAUGGCGGGGAACAAUACACAGAACCUGAAGACUUGGAAUUACUGCAGCAACUCGCCGCGGAAUCAGAGGAGCACGCCCGGUUCGCCGCGGAACUAAAUAGCAAACCCCAGGAACAAACCCGAGAGGGAUACGAGCGGGAGCUCCACGCUCUCCGUGCGCAGCAAGCCAAGUAUCGCCGAGAUGCUGACGAGGUCACCCAAGUGAUGGUCCAAGAAUGCCAGCAAUUACUUACACUCUUCGGAAUACCCUACAUCACUGCGCCAAUGGAAGCGGAGGCUCAGUGCGCGGAGUUGGUUCGUCUCGGGCUUGUUGAUGGCAUUGUUACAGAUGAUUCGGAUACGUUCUUAUUCGGCGGGACGAGAGUGUAUAAGAACAUGUUCAAUCAAGCCAAAUUCGUUGAAUGUUAUCUCGCCAGUGAUUUGGAGAAGGAAUACGCGUUGGACAGGACAAGGCUUAUUCGGAUAGCACAUCUGCUCGGUAGCGAUUACACGGAAGGCGUGCCUAAUGUUGGUCCUGUCACGGCCAUGGAGCUCCUAGCCGAAUUUGCCAACGAUAAUGGCCUAACCGAAUUCAAGGAGUGGUGGACAGCAGUACAAACCGGUCUGAGAAAGCCAGCAGACGACAAUGAUAGCCCCUUCCGGAAGAAAUUCGUAAGUUCACACCUCCACUAUCCCCCCACCGCCUUCCGCACUAACGUCCCCGCCAGCGCAAAAACUCCACGAAGCUUUUCCUCCCAACAAACUUCCCGGACCCACGUGUCGACGAAGCCUAUAUGUAUCCAGAAGUCGACCACGACCCCUCACAGUUCGAAUGGGGAAUGCCAGAUCUUGAUGGUCUUCGGCGCUUCCUCAUGGCAACAGUGGGCUGGUCCCAGGAGCGCACUGACGAAGUACUUGUUCCGGUCAUCAAAGACAUGAAUACGAAACAAGUUGAGGGUACACAGAGUACUAUUACACAUUUUUUUGAGGGUAGGAUUGGGACGGGUGCGGCCGGGGUGGCGGGCGCGCCUAGGAGGAAAGUUGGGAAGAGUAAGAGGAUGGAGAAGGCUAUGUUGAGUCUACAUGAGAGGGCUAAGGGGAUUAAUGGCGGUGAGGGGGAUCCCGCGGGCCAGCAGGGUGGGGAUGUAGAUGAUGGGGAGGCGGGGAAGCCGGCAAAGGGAAAAUCGGCUAAGAAGAGCCGGGGUAAGAGGAAGUCUCCGGUUAACAACAACGGUCGAGACGAUAAUGAGGAGGGGCUCGGAGGAGAGGGGUAUCAUGAGGAAGAAGCACCUGCUCCAGCCAAGAAGCGCAAAACUGCUAGCGGAGGAGCGAGGAAAUGA
Tuber aestivum (summer truffle) is the source of this 3716-nucleotide messenger RNA. Lineage: Eukaryota; Fungi; Ascomycota; Pezizomycetes; Pezizales; Tuberaceae. The record is from the annotation of a GenBank genome assembly.